AUGGCCUCGAAGGAAGAAGAAGCCGCUGCUGUACAGCCAUUGACCGCCGAAGAAAAAAAUGGCGAUGCCCCGCAAGUAGCCAUUGAAGACAACAGAGUUGGUCUGAAGAAAGAAGUUUCUCUUAUAAAUGGCAUCGCACUCGUGGUCGGAGUCAUUAUCGGCUCCGGUAUUUUCAUCUCUCCGACUGGCGUCCUUAAGCGUACCGGUUCAGUAGGAAUGAGUUUGGUCAUUUGGGCUGGUUGCGGUUUCCUCGCGCUUCUAGGAUCCCUAUGCUACUGUGAAAUGGGUACGAUGAUACCAAAGUCCGGCGCUGAAUAUUCCUACCUCAAGAAAGCCUUCGGUCCUCUUCCAGCUUUCCUUUACAGCUGGACUCUAGCUUUGAUCCUUCGCCCGGCUUCACUCAGCGCCGUUGCUCUUACUUUUGCACGCUAUGUGAGUCAGCCUUUCUUCCCAGACUGCGAAAUCAGCCCGAUUCCAGUUAGAAAGAUUUUGGCAGCGGCGUGCCUCGGUAAGUUUUAAUAAUUUUAUCUUUCCCUUGGUGAAAUCGUAUGCUUCGGCUAAUACUUUUUCACUAAAUCGAGUGAAUCGCAUGGUCUGUUUACAAACCCAAUCCCUUCAGGUUGUGGUUCGCGUUGAAAAGUCACGAGACAAAGUUGACAUUUCUGCCCGGAGGCUUGGUUAGUAUACAUGUGCUCACGCAAUGCAAUAAAAUCGUUUCGUUUUAUUUUCCAAAUUUUCUCACUUAGCUACCGCGUGUCUAUGUCCAUUUCGCGACAACUUUGUUUUUGUCCGGUAUUGCAUCAGAAAGCAGAAAAACGCGUGCUGAGUGCAAUUUGCAUACCACAGGUCACGGGACUUAUUCAGAUAGUUUUCAAGAAAAUAUACCGAUAUGGUCGUUAUCUUCCCGGGAGGUAGUUCUAGAACUCUGGGUGGAUUUAACUAAUAUAGUCUUGGAAUUUGCCUUUUAAUUCUUUUUAUUGUUGAGUAGUGAAUUAACAAUAACAGAAAAUUUCAAUGGGAAAAUGCAACGGCUGUUCACUUUAGUCGCAAAAUGAAUCCACCCUUUGUGUGGGCGAUUAUUCACGGCACGAAAGUUGAGGAUGCCUAAUAAGUGGAAAGAUUUUUUAAUUUUUGGCUGCAGUUAGUUUGUUUUUUGCAUUUUUUUGGUAGUAUGAGUAUGUGCAUGCUUAAAGGCGAUGUAAACAGAAAAAAAUUCCUCCCACAAAGCACUUCUUUUUUCCUCCCAGGGAAAAAUUUUUACGCUGUGGCUAUAUGGCCGGUAACCGGUCAAGGUUUUCAAAACACUAAAUGACCGGCAGUCCUGUCUUUUCAGUAAAUUUCACAAAUCGAACAAAUCCAGCUAAACCAAACUAUCAUAUGUCGAUUAAGAAAAGUCAAGCGAUCCUGAAAUGCUUUAUAGAUCCCAAGAAUAACAUUACGUUGGCUCACGCUGGGCUCAGAAGAGAAAACCAUGUUUUGUGACACUAAAAACUUUUUUCAGCUUGACUGCCGGUCAAGGUGUUGAAAACACUAAAUGACCGGCAGUCCUAUAUUCUCCGUAAAUUUCACAGAUAGAAAUAAUCCAGCUAAACCAAACUAUCAAGCGAAACAGUCAAGUGAAAUGUACUGAGAAUAUGGGACGGCCGGUCAUUUGGUGUUUUCAACACCUUGUCCGGCAGUCGAGCUGAAAGAAGUUCUAAGUGUCACAAAACAUGGUUUCGUUUUCUGAGCCCAGCGUAAACCAAACACUAGACUGACUUUUCUUUAUUAACAUGUGACAGUUCAGAUUAGCUAGGAUUUUUCAAUUUUGUGAAAUUUACGGGGAACAUAGGACUGCCGGUCAUUUAGUGUUUUGAAAACCUUAACCGGCAGUCAAGCUAAAAAAAGUUAUGUGUCACAAAAGGUGGUUUCAACCAAAUUAAUGCUACACUUGAGAUCUAUAAAGUAUUUCAUGAUCGCUUCACUUUUCUUAAUUGACAUAUGAUAAUUUAGAUUAGCUGGGAUUUUUCGAUUUUGUGAAAUUUAUGGAGAAUAUAAGACUGCCGGUCAUUUAGUGUUUUGAAAAUCUUGACUGGUUACCGGCCAUAUAGCCUCGGUGAAAUUUUUAGGGCAAAUUGUGUAUUACAAAGUCAGCUGUACGAACAAACUUUCACGAGGGGUACAUGGAGGUUUACAGUAUUGCAGUAUUGUGAUAAUUUUGAUUUUAAUGUGCAGUAUUGCACUAUCAUCUAGUCCAGCAGUAUGGUUUUUUUCAUCCUUUUGGCUAACGGUAUUCACUAAAAGAAGAUCACGGUAUUGCAGUACCAUUUAUUUGCACUCUCCUGUCUAACCCCACAGGUCAAUGCCAUUUUCAACACACAACAUAGUAAGCUAUACAGGUUAAUAAAAGUAGAUAUUUUAAAGACUUUAAACUUCAUGGUGAAUGAUUACUCAUUGUUUGAUUGUUUAUCUACAAUGAAUAGUUGGGGAGCCAGUGACGGGGCUUCUCGAUUGUUGUACAAUUGAGUUGAUUGCUGAUGCACACAUGCUUGAGAUAAAAAAACACGCGAGAUGGAUACAAAUUUAAGUAUGCGUGACCAAUUGUACAUGCGGUAUCGGUAUUUCAAUGAUUUUUGACACGGUAUUUCGGUAUUUGUCAAUUUUUCCUUGCUGUAUUGGGUACCUCCUAAUACCCCCUCUUUUACCCAUUUUUACCACCACUGUGAGAUAUUUUUUGAAAGUCAUACGAGAUUGUUAAGUGUUUGGCUUCCAUUUUGGUUUUGAAAAAUGUUGGGGAGUUAGCAAGUGAGAGUGUAGGUUGGGUGGGUGAAACGGUAACUUACCAGUAAUAGAGGUAACAACAGUAGCAGAAACCUCAUCAGGGAUGGCUAAAAGGUGGCUGUGGCAGCUCAAAAGAGGUGGCUACUUUAUAGUGCCUCUUCACUUACAGGCUUAAUGACCAGGGGACACCAACGUAGCAGCCACUUCAUUGUUUAGGACACCAAUAUGGAGAGCGUGACAUCACGUGACAUCACACUCUACACGGUUUGAGCUAGGAUUUGAUCACUGGGGGACAUAUUUGUCUCUUUGGCUAAAUUUUUGGGGGACAUUUUCAUUUUUAGGGGGACAGAAAUUUGAUAGGUCUUGGACGAAAAAGUCAAAUUUCGCAGGAUUUUUAAGGGAUAAAUUCGCGGAAAAAUCGGCCGAUUUCGCGGGAGUUCUCGGGGCAAACUUCACCAAAAAGCAAUCGAUAAAAAACGGCGGAUUUUGUAGUUAUUUUCAAGGCAAAUUUCUCUAGAAAUCGAUCGGUUUUGCGCUGAUCAGACCAGCCUUUUUAACGUUUUUCUAACAGAGGUGAUCAUUUGCUCUUUCAACAACAAUACGCUCCAGAAAUGAACCAAUGGCAAAGCCUUUAACAUGAUGGCUAGUGCCAACAUAAUCUGUUUGCACGUUUCAGUGACGAAGUUCCAAGAUAAAUUUGCAAGUUUACGGCAAGUAAAUAGCCCCUAUAGCUGAAGUAAGUUUCAAAUAUGUUGUACAGACAUGUAUUUGAUAAGAUUUCUACCGAAUUUCGCGGCUCCGCGACCGCGCGAAAAAUCAGAAGCCCUGUCUUAGAUUUCCGAAAAAAGUAGCAGUAGAGCGUGACUGAAACAUAACUUUGGAAUGGACUUUAAAGGUGCGAUAAAAUAUACUUUCCACGUUCUGUUUCAGCUUGCAACUUCUGUACCGAAAUAAAUCUCUUUGUGUGUGCUUCCUUUCGAGUUUUUUCCCUAAAUUUUGAAGGGGACAAAUUAUCCCCUUGGCCAUUUUUUAAAGGGACAAUUCCAAUUGCAGUGCGGGAUUAGCGCAAUGGCGCGGCCUGGCUCAAACCCUGACUCUAUAAUUGUAGAAAAGAAUUGUAAAUUAAACCUCUAUUGUUGUAACUAUUAUUUUGGGACUUUGAUUACUUGGUGCAUAAUAGAGGGUGACCACUGUAUGUUAAAGCAAAAAGAAAUGAACUUCCAAUUUCAUGAACUUACUCUUUUUUUCAGCACUGACCAUGUUUAUAAAUUGUGGGAGUGUGAAAUGGGCAACACGCAUCCAGGACACCUUUACUUUUGGAAAACUGAUUGCACUUGUAAUCCUGAUUGUGAUAGGUCUGAUUGAAGUUGGAUCAGGUAAGCAGAAACAAGUACAACUUUGACACCUGAAUAAUAAUAAUAAUAAUAAUAUUAUUGUGAAAGGUUUGAACCCAGGGCCCAGUUGUUCGAAGGCCGAUUAGCCCUUAACCCAGGGUUAAAUUUAACCCGGGUUUCUCUUUCUUGUGUUCAAAAGCAUUUUCUCGGAUAAUUUUCUCUGUUAUAUUUAGAGCUUUCAAUCAUCAACUUGUAGACAAAAAGAAUUAAAACUGAAAUGCUUUUUAAGCUUUCAAAUUUGAAUUCAAAUCUCGCACUAACCUUGGGUUAUCUUAACCCAGCUUUGAACAACCCGGCCCAGGAGUCAUUUCAAAAGGUUGAGUUUGAUCGUCCGGGUGAACGUAGUCCUGAAUAGGACUGUUGUUGUUGACAGUGACUGUCAACAACAACAGUCCUAUUCAGGACUAUGUUCACCCGGACGAUCAAACUCAACCUUUUGAAAUAUUAUUAUUAUUAUUAUUAUUAUUAUUAUUAUUAUUAUUAUUAUUAUUAUUAUUAUUAUUAUUAUUAUUAUUAUUAGACAAACCGUAAACACCUGAAAUAUUUUGGGAAUGUUUUUGUGUUGUGGCGAGUCACAAAAAAAAAAUCAGGACAUGGAAGCAAGCCACCAAAAACACAUAACUAAUAAUUAUUAUUAAUUACUGUUGUUGCUCACAGCUUAGUUUUCUUUGUAUGAUCUUAAUAUCUCUGCAUAAUGGAAUUAUUUAUUUUAUAGAAUUUUGAACUUUUAUUAUUAAGUAUAUCUAUUUCCUCUUCUUUUAUGUAAGGUUAAGUUACUAAUCUAUUUUUAGAAUUUGUAAAUGAAUAGUUUCUUUCUUCACUUAUUAUAUAUAGGAUUGUUUUUGUUCUCUAAUGAAGGCCGAGGGGUUUCUUUUGUAACGGAUGGAAUUGUAGAUAGUGUUUUGAUGAAUUAAUUAGAUUUUUUGUAACAGCUGGUUGAUUGUAAAUAGGAUUUUAAUUGAGGUUUUGUAAUAAAGAUUUUAAAGUUUUCUUUUGCCUGAUUGGCUCUUCCCUUGUGACACGAUAACAUUCCAGAAACAUUUCUGGUGUUCUCAGUUUUUUGAGUUUCACAGUAAUGACAGACAAAAUGAAAAGAUACAUGUAAAUAAAAAUAAUUGACAUUGAAACCACUACAAGCAACAGAAAUUAAUGUGUUUCAGUGAGAGGUAGCAGCAACAAAUAAGCAUCUCUAAAUUCAUACUUAUAUGUACAUCAGAAUAGAAAAUUAAUACAUUUUUGUUAAUAUAUUAAGACAUCUUCUAUACCUUUCAGGUAAUGUUCAGAAUUUUAGCGGAGCAUUUAAAGGUACUACAUCAGACUUGGCAAAUAUUGGUUUGGCAUUUUACUCUGGACUUUGGGCCUAUGAUGGAUGGUAUGUUGCCUUAGGCUGCCUUAUACAUCUUUUAAAAAAAGUGAUGUGGUAUUUAUUCCACUACUUCAGACCCCCUAUUUGAAUUGUCUUCAUUUAGAAUGGUUAUAGUACUAAUUAAAGGCUGUAUGUGCUUUAUGAAAAUUGUUGGAGAACCUGCAAAGUCUCUAAAUCUAUGUAAAUCUCAUGUUCACAAUGUGCAGUGGAACCUCGAUAUCACGAUCCUUAUUAUAAGGAUGUUCCCGGUAUAAGGGUGAAUAUUUCUAUGUCCCAACAAAAGUUAUUAUCAGUAUACAGUCAUAAUUUAAGCAAAACAUUGAAGUUAAGACAAUAACAUUAUAGUAAUCGAGUGAUCUUUAAUGUUUCUGACAACUUACUUAGGCUGUACGUAAGUCUGAUAACAGAAGCAUUGAACAAAAACAACUUGAGAGGGACUGUAAUAAGUAUGUCAUCCGCAAAAAUGCAUUACUUGCUGGCCAGUGUCUGGUUUCUUUUUUUGCACCCAAAAAAACAAUCAGGCAUGAUAAAGCUCAACAAUGUUAGCAAAACUGAGUGAUAAUUAAGAGUAAAUGUGAAGAAGGUCAUUGCAAGUAAAGAUGCAACUUAUGCAGUUGUGGUCCAUAUUUAAAGAAAGCCUGAAAAGAUUCAGGCUUCCUGGUAUUCAAACCCUUACCACUGUGAUACUGGUGCAGUGCUGUAUCCAAUGAACUAACAAGUUAAUUUGGAGCUUGGUGAUUGGGUUGUAGUUUUGGGGUCUGCUUUUAAUGUAUCCUGAUGUUUUGUUACAAGUCGUCACUACCAAUCAAUGUACAGGUCAUCAUGGCCUUCUUAAUUAGUUUGACAGUAAAGUUAAAUACCUGAUAAACUGACUUUUUUCGACCUUCCUUUCCAGGAAUAGCUUAAAUUUUGUAACUGAAGAGAUGAAAAAUCCAGAAAGGUAAGGGUUAAAAAUUUGAUAAUACAAAGUGCAGGGUUGUCAUUAAGAGCCGGGGGCUGGGGAUUUUCCCCGGCUACUAAGAGAGUGGCCCCCGGCUACUUUUAUAGGAAAAUGGAAGAAAAAUAGAACCAAAAGAAAUCCCUAGCCAUUUGAUUCCCCGCUUACUUGUUGUAUUUACCCGGCAACUUGAAAUCUUAGUGACAACCCUGAAAGUGAUAAACUUGUAAUUUAUUACAAUGAUAAUUUUUAAAAAAAGAUAUUAAUGGAUGUCAGGAUUCAAAAUAUAAUCCAUAGGGCAGGGUGAUUUUUGUAAGCUAUUUUGGAUCAGGCCAUUUUUUUCCAGCUAUGAGGAAAGGUCAAAUAACUCUUAAUUUAAGCGUUUUUUUGUAGUUUGCAAGAUGGCACGUAUGUUGUUAAAUUUGUCUUUGUUAUGUUGAUCUAUAAGUCAGCUUGUACACUUAAAAUUCUUGUGUUUUUUUUAAUGCUGCUGACUGCGCAUCAUUUCAUCAACAAACAAUCUUAGUCAUAUAAACAUUUUCUCGGUACAUUAUUAUACGAUGUUAAAAUUGUUGCCUUACAUUACAAAAAUUAACUUGUGGGGGCAACACAAUUACUGGUAACCCAGUAGUUUAGAUUGUGGCCCACAGAUAAGGACAGAUACAAAUAAUUAUUAAAAUAAACAUAUCAAGGUUAAGAAUCCCAACUGCAUGGUAGGAGACAAAGCAUUGGGCUAUUUACAAGGGUGGCUGAUACCAAGCCACACAUUUUUCACUUGCCACUCAGCAGCUGCUGGAAACUUGUUAGACUUUUGUUUUGAAUGUUUCUCUAUACUCUGUGUUGUUUGUAGCAUGUUAAUCUUGUCUUUUUUACUUUUCUCUUCAUGUAUUAUCUUGAUUCAUGAGCUAGGGUCAGUGUGUUAUUUUACAGACUAGUUGUUUUUAGGAACUCAAAAUUUGGCAGUUUCCAGCAUUAGUUUAAAAAAAACUCAAGCAAAAGGUUUGUUAAACAAAUAAAAUCACCUUUCUGUGUCUUAAAAUUGCCAGCUGGACAUCACUGGGAGCAAGCUGCUUUUUUAAACCUGGGUCUCACCUACUUACUAAGUUUCUAAACAAAGUUAAGGAAUUGACAGUAAUGUUUGUGUGUUUUCACAUUGUAUAGGGAUCUUCCCCGAGCACUGUUGAUUGGAAUUCCUCUUGUUACGAUUGUUUACAUUCUGACCAACAUCGCUUAUAUUGCUGUGAUUGGAGGAGAAGGUAUUUUGACCUCAGGGGCUGUUGCCAUGGUAAGCUAACUUGGUUUAUUUAUUUAUAAGCCUUCUAUAGCCCUGAUACCAGUAUGUCCAGCCUUGUUUCCAGAGCAGCAAGUCCCCUACAAGUUCGCAUUUGACAUCACCCAUGAAGCUUGUCGUGCGAAUUCACCUGGGACUGUCGCAGACUAGCUAGUGCUGCCACACCAAGUUCAUGGUCUUUCUUGUUCACCCUCAUAGCACUAAGGACAAGGCUGGUGCAAUAUGCCCACAGUAUUCAACUUAUAUUCUUAUAGUACUGAUGACAGGAAAUAAUAUGUACUUUUGUUAAAAAUCAAGCGUUUUUAAAACCUCUGGAGAUCUUUUCCUGUCUUCUCACGAUUUUAAUGUUUGAGUUGUUGUUGUUGCCUGUAUUUGCUAAAAAAUGCCCUUAAGGCAUUCUGGGGGGGGGUAUCUUACCCCACUUAACAUAACCAAAGGAAUACUAGUACAUUUAAUACGUACUUGUAGUUGCUUCUAGAAAUUGAUAAAAUUAUUGUCUGGCACACUAAGACCAUUUUAAAAAGCUAUUUACUUACUAUGUACAUUUUUAAAAUGAAAAAAAUAAGUUAAUUGUGACUGAACAAGGCAUGAAUUUGAUUUCCAGUCGGUUGGGGAACUGAAACUUGGUCCAGUCAGCUGGUUGAUACCCAUCUUUGUUGCAUGUUCCACUUUUGGCUGUGUAAAUGGACUGGCCUUUAGUGGUGCCAGGUAAGUUAAUCCUUACACUCAAGUCAAGAAAUCCUAAUACCAAUAUACAAAAGUGCUCUUUAAGAACAUUUUCUUAGAAUGUUCACACAGAAGAACUUGGUCCUCUAAGGCAAGGUUCAGACACUGCUUCACCUUAGCCGAAUCGGAUUUGAAUUUAGGCCCAGCUGAAUCUAUUCUCGGCUGAGCCAGGCGUAAAGAAUGGCUCAGCUGAUCCAAGUUCAAUUCGCCAUUUCGAGCAGAUCUAGAUGCCGCACCUCACAUUUACUUAAUUCACUGAAGUAUGGCUUCUGAACCGGGUUAACUCAAAAGUUAGAACUGUGCAUCUUAAAAUGCAAUCCAUCCAUCUCUAACUGGAAAAAAAGGAUAGAUCAAUGAAUCAAAAAAUGCUUGUUGAGAGUGAUUGAAUAACCCUGAAUAAUUAUCCUUUCACUCAUACUGAUUGAGGCUUAGCACACGUUUUACAGAAAAGGUUGGACAUUCUGAUGUUUACGUCUGCUUUUCAAAGGGUGUACCCUUAUUGUAGGCUACACUUAAUACAAGUUUCACAGUAGCAACAAUCUUUUACUUAUUUCUUCUAAAGUUGGGAAGUCAGUGCUUGCCAAGCUUGUGUCUCACAGUCCUGGAAAUUUUUUUGACAGGUUGGUUUACGUAGCGGCUCAUAAUGGCCACAUGCCAAAAGUCCUGGCCAUGGUUCACAAUACUCGCAAUACUCCUAUGCCUUCAAUCAUCUUCUUGGUAAGGGACUCGGGGGUUUUUUUAGACUAAAGUGGAAUUUAUUCUAAAGGGAGCAGAGAACUUUUGAUAACUGAGUUACCCGGGGUACAGCCUACUGGUUCUUUUCUAACCCUGUUUAAUUUGAGCCCUUUGCAUUCAAUGUUAACGAAAAAAAACAAAAGAAAUUAACGUUUAAGUGUCUUUGUAUUUGAUAAAGACAUGGCUUAACUUUAUGUCCAAUAUGUUUUAGACCAAAAUAACCCCAAAUCUAAAUAUUAAUGCAAGAAUGAGUUGAGCUAUAUAUAUCAGAGAUUUUGAAGCUGUUCAAAAUACUCACAGUCAUGUAGAUUAUCAGAUGUAAAAACUCUCGGCUUCAUCUCAAGUUUUUAAACCUGAUAAUACACUCCUGCUCGGUUCUUAAACAGUACUUAACCACACACUCUGUUUUUCAAAGUCAAAUUCUAUUGUAACUUGUAUUUCUUGUUAUAUUACAGCACGUCAUUGCCAUGAUCAUGUUGAUUCCAGACUCCAGUAAAUUCAGUACGCUUGUGAACUACUUCAGUUUUGCGGCAUGGCUCUCAUACUGUGCAGUCUUUGCAGCACUGCUGUACCUGAGAUGGAGAGAACCUAAUGCAAACAGACCAUACAGGGUAAAUAGAUCAUGGGUUUUUUUUUUCAUGUUAAUUGGAAUAAUAAUAAUAUUUACUUAGCCUAACAGGCAGUGUUGGUGAUUUCAAGAGUGAUCUACACCUGUUUGACCAUGCAGAAAUUUCGUCCCAAAUAAUUUAUGUUUUCUUAUGCUUUCAUAAUUCAAAAAAAAUACUUCUGCAUUACUUUUGAAAAGUACCAUGAAUUUCUCAGAAUUUUUAUCAAAAGGAAUGAUUUGUGAUUUUUUUUUUUUUUACUUUGGCUUAAAAGAUUUAAGAAUUUAAAGAUUUAAGAAAGCCAUUCUUCUUACAUGUAGCUGUGGGGCUGUGCUUGCAUUUGUCUCCUACACAAGGGCUCUUUGAAAACGGCAAAGAGUGUUGUGCCUCUCUAAUGUCAUUGUUAUUCUGCUGCAGGUUUGGUUGAUUGUGCCCAUAAUUAUGGUGCUAGCAUCUCUGUAUCUCCUGAUCACUCCUUUUGCUGGUGAGCCUGUGGAGUCCACAAUGGCCCUCAUCUUCAUAGCUGCUGGUAUCCCUGUAUGGAUAAUUUUCUGUUGGUGGGACAAGACAAAACAUGCCUGUGAUGACUUUUGUGGUAAGCAAUCUUACUUU
This is a messenger RNA of Porites lobata, 10426 nucleotides long. NCBI's taxonomy places the organism in Eukaryota, Metazoa, Cnidaria, Anthozoa, Scleractinia, Poritidae. The record is from the annotation of a GenBank genome assembly.